AUGAGUGGAAAUGCACCAGACGGACUACCGAAAGGAAAUCGAGUAUGGGCUGAUGGAUGCUACGACAUGGUUCAUUUCGGACAUGCAAACCAAUUGAGACAAGCCAAACAAUUCGGACAGAAGCUGAUUGUUGGAGUACAUAAUGACGAGGAGAUUCGUCUCCACAAAGGACCGCCAGUGUUCAAUGAGCAGGAGAGAUAUCGAAUGGUUGCCGGUAUAAAAUGGGUUGAUGAAGUGGUUGAGAAUGCUCCUUAUGUAACAACUGUCGAGACGCUCGACAAGUAUCAAUGCGAUUUUUGCAUUCAUGGAGACGAUAUCACUCUCACUGCUGAUGGAAAAGACACGUAUCAAGAAGUGAAGGAUAAUGCAAGAUACCGCGAAUGCAAGAGAACUUGUGGUGUCUCAACCACUGAUUUAGUUGGCCGAAUGCUUCUUCUCACCAAAAACCACCAUACUCAAGACGAGCACAUCGAGCAGCACGUGGAGAGAGCACGCUCAUUGAGUACUGACAAUGUUGCGAUGUCUCCAUGGACACGUGUCUCUCGUUUCAUUCCGACAACUACUACUAUUCUUGAAUUCGCCGAGGGGCGACCACCAAAACCGACAGAUAAAGUAGUCUAUGUGACUGGAUCUUUCGAUUUGUUCCAUAUUGGACAUCUGGCUUUCCUUGAAAAAGCCAAAGAGUUCGGAGACUACUUGAUAGUUGGAAUUCUAUCGGAUCAAACUGUCAAUCAGUACAAAGGAAGCAAUCAUCCAAUUAUGUCAAUUCAUGAACGAGUUCUGUCAGUACUCGCUUAUAAGCCGGUUAACGAAGUUGUAUUUGGAGCACCAUAUGAAAUCACUCCAGACGUCUUGGACCAGUUUAAUGUGAAGGCCGUCGUCAAUGGAUUCCGUGACCGUGAAUCUUCCAUCGUUAAUUGUCCACUCACUUCAAUUGAUCCAUUCGCUGAAGCAAAACGACGUGGAAUCUAUCAUGAGGUUGAUUCUGGAAGUGACAUGACAACCGAUCUCAUCAUCGAUCGAAUCAUUAACCAUCGUCUGGAGUAUGAGACAAGAAACAGAAAGAAGGAAAAGAAGGAAGCUGAUGUAGCAAAAGCAAUGAACUUGAUCAAAGUCGAAGAAUAA
Caenorhabditis remanei is the source of this 1125-nucleotide messenger RNA. RefSeq lists its product as uncharacterized. Bases 1 to 1125 code for a protein of 374 amino acids. The record is from RefSeq and is a predicted model, not a curated record. Gene Ontology annotation, biological process: phosphatidylethanolamine biosynthetic process. Gene Ontology annotation, cellular component: cytoplasm. Lineage: Eukaryota; Metazoa; Nematoda; Chromadorea; Rhabditida; Rhabditidae. Gene Ontology annotation, molecular function: ethanolamine-phosphate cytidylyltransferase activity. The transcript is spliced from 8 exons.